AUGCCCGAAGCAAGAAUAUUACCCUUCUACUCCCUCCGCAUCCCCACAUAUCCAGAACAUGCCCUUCAUCUCGAUGACUCUCCCCUUCAAAUCAUCUCCCAUCGCCCUGAUCCCGGGGAAAUAAUAAACUCCGCCACACCACCGGAAGGCUUUACUCCCGCCAUCGCCAUCGCGACGAUUCUCUACAACUGGCAUCCAGAUGCAUUGCUCGCGUUUCUGGAUACGAGGACUUGGGUGACUUUUACCUGGAACUUGAGGUUGGGAGAUGGGCGGCAGAUUGAAAUUGGACGGGUCAGGGGGAGGGUCAUGGUGGGGGAGUUGGAUGUGAAGGAGGAGUGGACUUGGGCUACGGCGUGGGAUAUGACGAAGUCUGGGAAGGAGGAGGACGAGGUUGAUGAGGAUGGAUGGUUCGAGGGAAAGUGGGUGGUUGAUUGUCGGGACUCAUUUCUGAAUGCAGUAUCUGCACAGGGCAAGACUCUAGAGGAAGUGAAUUCACACGCUCGUCGUGAGCUAUGGGACUGGAUCCUUGCCUCGCGCUGGGAAACCGGGAAAAAGUUACGCCACGAUCUCUUCGUCGAGUCCGCCGCGCUGGGCGUCGACGCGUGGAGUGAUGGACUGCAAAUUUCGCCGCAUUGGUUAUAUCGGGCGAUGGAUCUCGGGCGAUGUACGUUUUGUGGGAGGGAGGGAGGUGAAGGAUUGAAAAAGUGUAGAAAGUGUGGGACGGCGACGUAUUGUGGAGUGGAGUGUCAGAGGGGGGAUUGGAAGGUUCAUAAGGGGGUUUGUGGGAUGGAGUUGGAGGAGAGGGGGAAGGGGUUGUUUUAUUCGAGGGGGGAGGGAGGGUUGGCGGGUGCGAGGGCGAGGACGCCGGGAGUGGAGGAUGGGAAGGAGGAGGAUGACGAAGAUGAUGAGGAUGACGAGGAGGAGGAUGACGAGGAGGAGGAUGACGAGGAGGACGAAGGUCCCGGUUGGGUGAUCGAGGGCGGAUCAAGGUCUGUUGCAGAGUUGAGGAAAAUGCCGGCGAAGUUGUCCGAAAAAGAAGUCAAGGAGACGGUGGACAUGAUGGAGCAGAUGAUGCGAGAAGCGUCGCGACGAUGA
Messenger RNA from Zymoseptoria tritici IPO323, 1095 nucleotides. RefSeq lists its product as uncharacterized. The transcript has a single exon. The record is from RefSeq and is a predicted model, not a curated record. NCBI's taxonomy places the organism in Eukaryota, Fungi, Ascomycota, Dothideomycetes, Mycosphaerellales, Mycosphaerellaceae. Bases 1 to 1095 code for a protein of 364 amino acids.